AUGUUUCAAUGUUGGUAUGCUGUAUUAUUUUGUAUUGUUUUUGGUAUGCCACCAAAUGAUGAUUUAAUAACAAAAACAUCAGUUGUAAUAGAUGAAAAUUCAAAGUUGCUGAUAUUCGGGUCAAGACAUGGUAAUCGUUAUCCUGGAAAAUUUCUCAAAGAUAAUCCAAGAUUUUGGGGUUACGAAGGAGAUUAUGAACUAACACAGUUUGGCAAACGUGAAGGUUUUGGUUUCGGUAAAGAACUUCGGGAGUUUGUUGGUGGCUUAAUUAAUAAUAAUUAUAUGAGAGAUGAGGUGGCAUUUUAUACAUCCAGCGCAAAUCGUUGUCAGAUGACACUACAGGUAAUAAUGGCAGGGUUAUAUCCUCCUGAUACGUUUGGGGAGUGGAACCAUGCCUUAGAAUGGUCUCCAGUACCUUACACCAUCGAUGACCCAAUGCUACGAACAUAUUCUAUCCCGAACUGUACUGCUAUUCAAAGAGCUUGGGAACCGAUUGCUCACGACAAUCUUCCUGAAUUAGCUCAGAUGACCGCUUCGAAUUUGCCAUUACUUGAAUACAUUGCUCAAAAUACAGGCUGGAAUAAAUCCAUUGAAAGCGCUUCUGAUUUAGCUGAUAAUAUUUUUUUGAUUAACUUAUACAAUACAGGCUUGCCAGAUUGGAUUGAACGACCGACUCUUGAAGGAUACGAUAAGCAAUCACUACAAGAAGCAAUUAUGAUGUUUAUGGAAAAGCAUACUCUUACUUGCGUGAACUAUGAACCAUGUCGAGAUAUUAUGGGUGGCGUUUGGCUUAAUCAUAUUCUCACUGCUCUUCGAAAAAUAGCUGAUGGUCAAAAAAGUCAAAAAAUUCUUGGCUAUGUUUCGCAUUUGGAAACGACAUUAUCAGUGAUGAAGUUGUUAAAAAUAAAUCAAACUUAUUUGAAUACAACAUCAGGAUUUUUGAUAGAAUAUCGCGAUCAACCAAAAAAAUCCGUUCGACUGUUAACUCACGAAACAUUGACCAUUGAUAAGCACAUAAUUGAGCAAGCCAAUUACAUGGAAGAGCUAGAGGCUAUCAGUGAUUCAAGUCAUUGGAUACCUUUUGAGGAAUUCUACAAAGUGACUAAAAGUAAAGUAAUUGUGGACUGGAUGGAAGCAUGUGGUCGAAAAGAAACCUUAUGCAAAACACCCGAAGAUGGGAAUAUGUUAGCAACAAGCAAUAUUACCACCUCUGACCAGAGUGAUAAUUUAGCUGAUAAUCAUGUCACAUUUUCAGCUUCUUGCUCAAAUUAUUUUGACUACAAUCAUUUGUGCUUACUAAUCGUUUUUCUAUUGACAGUAUAUAGCACUCACGAUUUUUUUACUUAA
Molecule: messenger RNA, 1347 nt
Organism: Thelazia callipaeda (thelaziosis nematode)
Lineage: Eukaryota; Metazoa; Nematoda; Chromadorea; Rhabditida; Thelaziidae
Source: the annotation of a GenBank genome assembly